AUGGGGAAGUUUGGUUACUGGGAGCAUUCCAACCGAGAACUUGCCUCGCAAAUCCCACAAUUUCCCUACGAAAACACGUCGUACUUUGGUGAGCGUUCCCAGUUCCGACGAAAAUAUUUAAAUUCCAUCAACAUCGUUUGCUGUGAUACAUCAAUUCUCGUCUGAUGUGAUACCUGAAUUCCCUGAAGAAUUCCCAAUUGUUGAAGAUCUUCGAAGUCAACUUGGAAACAACGCCAGACAACAAAGAUACGAAAUUCCAACUGCAUGAAGGUAUCCACAGCAUUGCCAAAUACACAGUGCUGCUGAACGCAGGCAUGGCAUUUACUGUGUUUGCUUUCAAUUGGCCUAUUCCAGACAACCACAUCAUUUAUGAUGAUAGAAAACGUAAAAGAACUAGAAGACUGCAAGGCGUUGCUGAAUUUGGUCGAGAAAUCAAAUAUUUUUGAUGGCUUGCCACAAGAUGUGAACACUCAGUCAAUUGUGGGCGACCCAACAUCUGAUCACGACUUGGUUGGGUUUCCUGAUUCUACAGUUGUUCGGCAUUCUGUUCCAAAGUCCAUUUCUGAGAGCUAUUUUCAGAGCAGUGUAACAUUUUGGUCUCCAAAAUGCGAACAUUUUGGUCUCCAAAAUGCGAAUUUGUCCAAGUUAGUGCAACAGCACAACGGACGUUGAACCAUGUAACCUUUGUUCCGAAACCCUUUCUAUCCUCGAGAAAGCUGCUAGAAGAAAGAAGACAACAAAAGCAGUCCCAGCCAAAAGUAAAGCACCCCUUGCAUCAUGUAGUUUGGAGAAGUUAGUGGCAACAGUGAAAGCGUCGAGACUUGGAUGUAAGCAGUUAGAAAGCAGGAUAAAAGAGCUAAAGGUAAGAAUUACGGAUUAUGGUUUGGGCAUAAAUGGUGCUUUGGAGAAUGAUAUUUUAAAGAUUAUGAGUGGUCAGCAUCUCGAGUCAUCCCUCAUAUGA
This is a messenger RNA of Paramuricea clavata, 961 nucleotides long. The record is from the annotation of a GenBank genome assembly. Lineage: Eukaryota; Metazoa; Cnidaria; Anthozoa; Malacalcyonacea; Plexauridae.